This is a messenger RNA of Suillus discolor, 1977 nucleotides long. RefSeq lists its product as uncharacterized. The record is from RefSeq and is a predicted model, not a curated record. NCBI's taxonomy places the organism in Eukaryota, Fungi, Basidiomycota, Agaricomycetes, Boletales, Suillaceae. The transcript has 9 exons. The coding region runs from base 1 to 1977 and encodes 658 amino acids.
AUGCCGGGUAGCCCCAAGAAAAAGAAAUCGAAGCGGAAAGCUACAGACUCUGACCUCAAGGCACCUGAAGGGCAAGAAGGUGGGGUGAAGAGAGCAUGCGCUCAGGUUGAGGUACCAUCUCAGUUGACCACCAAUCAAGCGAAUGAGUCGCAGAACCCUCGACGUUCAGGACGUCCAGGUGCCGGGAAAGGAGGUAGGAACACUCAGCUGGAGAAAAUUGGCGCCAUCUUGCAUGCCCCGAUGCGGACCAAUCAAGCCAAGGGUGCUACAUCCCUUGAUACGAACAUCCCUGCAAACCCUCUCGCUCCAGAACUGUCUCGCAAGGGUUGCGGAAGCCGUUCCAAGACGAAGCAGCCCCCUCCGCCAUAUAGCCCCUCGGAGACGCUGAAUGUAAUGACUUCCAAAUCACGCUCAAAGAAGACCAAGGCUCCCAUUGCUCCUGCUCCGACCUUUGAGUUGAUGGAUGAUCAACCAACUUUUCCACAACAGCCAGAUUUGCAAGCACUAAACAACCCCUUCGUGGCCAAUGCUAGGAGGUUGCAGUCACCAUCUGCAUCCCAAUCUCAGGCUCCUGCUUCAGAAGCUCACCAUCCAAUCGCUGCUCCUCGUGUCAAAGAUCCAGUACCUUCCAGGACAACCUCAUCUACUAUGUCAUUAUCAAACACUAACUUCUACCAUAAUUUGGAUCCUGCGCUCCGGUCGAGUGCACUAAGUACAGAUUCUGAAGGGUCAGAUUCGUCGAAGGAUGAAGAUUCACCCUCGGAUGAAGGUGGUGAAGACGAGCAGAUUGGUUGGGGAGAAGUUCGUUUUUCAAGAGAAGAACUACCGUCCCAGCCUCAAGUGGUAACUGCGUUGCCAACGGAUUUCGAAUUCCAGCAUUCACGCGACAAAGAUGACCAAGUCGCUGAGAGGACUUUGGCAGUUAGCAGUGAUUUGAGUGAGGGUAGUAUGACGACAGAUCAGGAGAGUGCUCCCCAGCCGGCUGAUGUUUUGAGAGUUCAUCACGAGAAAAACGGCCAUCCCUGCCUUCCUGACCCCGCCCUUCUAGAUCUUCUCCACACUGCUGAGGUGGCUGCCCCCAAAUCGAAGGCAAAAUCAAAGCCAAAACAGGGAUCGAAAUUGAAAUUGAAGGCGGACGAUAGAUCCGACGAUGAAGGGCCUAAGGCGUCCCAAUUGGGUUGGUAUAGUUCACGGUGGAAAAGUUUCCUUGAGGAUGCGAAGGGGGAGUGUUGCACCCAGCAGGCAUUAGAAAAUCCAUUUCCAAGCCUGGUUGUUGACAUGCCGGUCUCAAUCACUGAAUGUCUUUCAGCAUCCCUUGUACAAUGGCUCAAAACCGGCCACCAAGUUGACGCUGGUGUGUGGCCCAAACACAAACCAGACAUGGCGAGGCUGUUGUACGAUGACCUGGCAACUUGGCAUUCUGAUCUGAAAAAAAUCAUUAUUGCUAUCGCACCUUCCGCAUAUGGCCUUGUCCCACCAGCUGACAUCCCUGUUCAAGAGCGUGCAGCUUGGGUCGAAGAUGCUGCUGCUAAAUUAUUGGACGAUGGCAAGUUUCUGCGCUUUGGACUGGACAAUUUAGGGAAAACCAGGAAUUUUGCUCACCCUGCGCUUCUUGAAGCCAUCAUUUUAUUCAUCUAUACUGGAACUUAUCGCAUCGCUCGUAGGCGACCAGCUAUUUUUCGAAAAGAGGUGCCAUUGAAAUGCUUGGCUCUCGUUUGCACGGCGUUCCAUUGCGUCCUCCAAGGACUGGCGAAACAUGGCAAUGGCAAGCUUUAUCCAAAGUUUACUGCCAAGGAGUAUGAGUCUGUUUAUAUGGCAAUGCUAGGGCUACUCGAGGCUGUCAAGAAUGACCCUUAUCAUGGUCACAGGCUGAUGCAACAGCUUGGUGAAUGGGCUCGAGCUGGAUGGUUGGGCUUUUUUUUUUGUACAGCAUUCGGCACUAACGAAUUUCUUACAAGGCGGAGGCAUCUAAACUAG